Molecule: messenger RNA, 5011 nt
Organism: Oncorhynchus nerka (sockeye salmon)
Lineage: Eukaryota; Metazoa; Chordata; Actinopteri; Salmoniformes; Salmonidae
Product: guanine nucleotide-binding protein G(I)/G(S)/G(O) subunit gamma-7
Exons: 4
Coding region: 1121-1327 (68 amino acids)
Biological process (GO): G protein-coupled receptor signaling pathway
Cellular component (GO): heterotrimeric G-protein complex
Molecular function (GO): G-protein beta-subunit binding
Source: RefSeq, a predicted model, not a curated record
GUUUGAUUCGGUAAAAACCGAGAUUGAACGAACGGACUGUGGAACCGACGAAGCUGCCCCUUUAAAUCAGGAAUACAGCGCAUUCAGAGGAGGUGAAGGUUUACAGCUGACCAUCUGACCUGAGAUCACAACCACUCCUGACCAUCUGACCUGAGGUCACAACCACUCCUGACCAUCUGACCUGAGGUCACAACCACUCCUGACCAUCUGACCUGAGGUCACAACCACUCCUGUCCAUCUGACCUGAGGUCACAACCACUCCUGACCAUCUGACCUGAGGUCACAACCACUCCUGACCAUCUGACCUGAGAUCACAACCACUCCUGACCAUCUGACCUGAGGUCACAACCACUCCUGACCAUCUGACCUGAGGUCACAACCACUCCUGACCAUCUGACCUGAGGUCACAACCACUCCUGUCCAUCUGACCUGUGGUCACAACCACUCCUGACCAUCUGACCUGAGGUCACAACCACUCCUGACCAUCUGACCUGAGGUCACAACCACUCCUGACCAUCUGACCUGAGGUCACAACCACUCCUGACCAUCUGACCUGAGGUCACAACCACUCCUGACCAUAUGACCUGAGGUCACAACCACUCCUGACCAUCUGACCUGAGGUCACAACCACUCCUGACCAUCUGACCUGAGGUCACAACCACUCCUGACCAUCUGACCUGAGGUCACAACCACUCCUGACCAUCUGACCUGAGGUCACAACCACUCCUGACCAUCUGACCUGAGGUCACAACCACUCCUGACCAUCUGACCUGAGGUCACAACCACUCCUGACCAUCUGACCUGAGGUCACAACCACUCCUGACCAUCUGACCUGAGGUCACAACCACUCCUGACCAUCUGACCUGAGGUCACAACCACUCCUGACCAUCUGACCUGAGGUCACAACCACUCCUGUCCAUCUCAGUGACCCAACUCACCUGGUCAGUUCCCCUGCACACACACACCUGUUCUACCUGGUACACCUGUCUACCAACCCAACACACACCUGCCCUGCCUGGUACACCUGUCUAUCAACCCAACACACACCUGUCUGGCCACUGGAGCAGACUCCAAUCUGCACACCAUCCACUAGUGGGGGUGUGUGUAUUGAUGGAUCAGGAUGUCAACCAAUAACAACAUCGCCCAGGCCAGGAAACUGGUGGAACAACUGAGGAUCGAGGCAGGGAUCGAACGUAUUAAGGUGUCUAAGGCAGCGGCAGACCUGAUGAGUUACUGUGAGCAGCACGCCCGUAACGACCCGCUCCUCGUUGGCGUCCCAACGUCAGAAAACCCUUUCAAAGACAAGAAACCCUGCAUCAUCCUAUAGCUGCACACUUGUCUCUGCCCAUCACACACACACACACACACACACACACACACACACACACACACACACACACACACACACACACACACACACACACACACACACACACACACACACACACACACACACACACACACACCUGCCUGUACACACACUCCCACCGACUGACUCUGCAGCAGCCAACAAGGCCCAGCUCUGUCAGGCUAUACAACACACACACACACACACACACACACACACACACACACACACACACACACACACACACACACACACACACACACACACACACACACACACACACACACACACACACAUAUAAACGUAAACACAGAAAUGAAAUAGCCACUCUGGAGAAGUGCCAUACUCAGUGCCAUACUCAAUAGCCACAGCUAGGGGGCGGUGUCUGUGUUUACAGACCACAUUGCCACAUUAAUGAUAUUAGCCCUGGAUUGUGUCUUUGUGGUGCUGAGGGUAAGCCUGCACUAACAUGCAGCCCUACCUGAUACUGGUUACUGACUCACCCAUAGAGAUAGUGACACUCAAGUGGAGAUGACAGAUUUACUUCAAAAGGGAUUAGGACAAUAAUCUUAAUAGGAAUCCACAGUCGCCAACAUUAAGUUAUAGGCUGAUGUAUAGCAUGUAUUUUAAUGAAUCAAUGAUUUAUUGAUUCAUUGAUUAAUCAAUUGACUGAUAGCAUGUAUCUCUGGGUGCUGUGGAAUGAUGGGUGUAAGGUACAUUUGGGUAAGGAGUGAGGUGGAGGGUGCAUGUCCAAUUUGUAAGUCGCUCUGGAUAAGAGCGUCUGCUAAAUGACUUAAAUGUAAAUGUAAAAAUGUGUGACCAAUCUGGUGUAAAACCUGGGUCGUCCAUGUGAUGCAAGAUGUGUUAGCCCUGUCAGCUAAAGCCUAGCCAUUAGCCGUGGAAGCUAAUACAAGUCUUCAGGUCCCAGGCAUGGUUACUCAUCACUAAAGCACCGUGGCUAUACACGGUGUGUUUGUUAGCCAUAUAGUGGCUGACUUGCCACUGACUUGCUAAGUAUCACAAUGUCAGCGUUUCCACAAGAAACAUGGCAUUGUAAACACUGAGCAGGUUGGUACAUGCUGCAUAUGUACCCACUGGGUUUAAUCCCGGAUCAUCUGCAAUGCCACAAGACUGUGUUAGCCCACUGAGCUAAAGUAUAGGCUACAUACUCCCCUACUCUAGUGAAGGUUAUCGAUCAAAACUGUUUCUGCUUUGGUUUUGAAUUCUUGGUCAGUGGGUUUUCUAUCGGCCAAAACUCCAGCUGUGUCGACUUGUGGAGUAAGUUGCUCAUAGACACUGAUCUAAGAUCAGUCUUGUGUUUUCCCUCUAAUGGUAAAGGUUAGGAUUUAGGGAGGGUCAUCUGAUACUAGAUUUGUGUCUAAAAGGCUGCCACAGGCAGCCUAAUUCAGAUCUUUGUCCACUAAUUGGUCUUUUGACCAAUCAGAUCAGCUCUUUUUCCAAUAAUUGGGCAAAAGAUCCGAAUUGUGCUGCCUGUGUAAAUGCAGCCUAAUGAAACUUUUUUCUUGAGUAUUGCCAAGUACUGAGAGGUUAACUGUGUUCAAGUUUUUAACACCAGAAGUAUAUAUAUAUAUAUGUUUUUUUAUUAAUUAUUGUUUCGAUAUUUUGUCCAUUUAUUGCCAUACACUUAGCAGAUACUGUAGGUUUCCAUUCACUCCUUAACUUUACACUUGAGGCAAAAGUUUACCUUAACCACAGAUCUAGGAUCAAAUUAUCACCCCCAAUCUUAAUUUGAACCAUAAGGGGGUGUACAAAUAUCUUAUCCUAUAUCAGUGGUUAUAGAAUUCACUAGUUCUGCCAAUGAGAGCAAGCAUCACAUAAUGGGCUUUGCUUAUUGGAUCAUCAUGUGUUUUAUUGAGGAACAAGAGCCAAUUACAAAGUGUUGUCCCGUCUCCCAACCUCCACAGACCCAUUUCUCUACUCCCAAACCAAACUUGAUUGUAAAAAAUGUAAAAGACACUAGAGAAAAUAAAAACAAAAGUGUAUAAACUUUCUUUAAGUGCAAAAGUGAUACGUUUUGAGAGUAGCUUUUUGGGGUUUGGUUUGAGUUUCUUUCUAAAUAGAAGCAGGUCAGUCGAGUAUUAUUAUCGAACUGUACAGUGUUUGUAAGAUAAAACUUAGGCCAGAAUUCAAUCAAAGUGCAUCAAACUUUUUCCAUUAAAAAAAAAAGGCACUUUAAUUGAAUGUCAGCCUGUUGCAGAAUCUUUUCUGUGGACGUUCCAUUUUUGCGUAAAUGUUUCCCUUCUGUCAGAAUUGAGUCUGUUUGUUUCCUCAUUCAGCUUGAGACAGGUUCACACACACAUACACACACACUCACACACACACACGUACACUCACACACGCACACGCUCACACACACACACACACACACACACACACACACACACACACACACACACACACACACACAAUCCCCUAGUGACUAAAUGGGGAGCCAACCACAUCUACAAAGCAUGGCCGUAUUCGUAGCAUAGCGUCUUAUACACAGGCACAGCACUGUGAGAAACAAACCUGAACCAUUAAAACACUGUCUCUCUCUCUCUCUCUCUCUCUCUCUCUCUCUCUCUCUCUCUCUCUCUCACACACACACACACACACACACACACACACACACACACACACACACACACACACAGUUUCCUAAUGUCUUUUACAAUUGAUUAUCUGAGGGACAAUCUUGCUAUUUCUUAAUUAAUUCAUUCCAUGGACAGUUAUUUUUGAUUGAUUGAUUGGUUGAUUGAUGGUUUGCCUUGUUGUGGUGUAUUGUGUUGUAUGCUGGUUAGGACCAGGAGUUUUACCUGGUCAGUCACAUGGUCAGGAACAACAUUCUAGCCCUAGACUUGAGAAUAGUUGAGAGUAUUUGAGUGAACAGUCUUAAAAGAGGACACAAAGCUCUAGAAUGGAAGUCUUGUGGUGCUCCCAUUCCCACAUCAUUCACUAUAGCUGAUCUAGGUCAGUUUGAAGUUUUCAACCCCAAAAGAUUGUCAGGAUUUGGGGAAUGGAAUCUGAUCCUAGAUCUUACCCAGAGCAGAACGCUAGAACCCUAAAACUAAUUUCUGUCCCUAGACACUGGUCUCGGGUCAGUUUUACCUGGACUCAUCAUUGUGUUUUUAUCUCCUGUGGAUGCAUAUACAGUAUGUAUCUCUGGUAACACUUUGUUUUACAGUCUCCUUUAACUUGGUAUUUGCUUAUCAAUAACAUGGUAAAAACAUGUGUUUCGUUGCAAGCGAGGACUAUUUGGUCCGAGGUUGAAAGUCCCCAUUGUUACCACAAUGUGUUCCUUCCGGCUGGGACAGGACUGUAAAGUCAAGCGUUACCGUAUCUUUUUGCCUUGAUUCAUUGUGAAUGAUCAGUUACUGAUUAUGAAGGAAAUGUAAUAUCUAUUUUUUGUAUCUGGUCGCUCUGAUGUGCCAUAACUCAUGUUUUUUUGCACACUGUUGAUAUUUUACAGUUAAAUACUUUCCUGUUAAGACUUUACUGUUCAUAUUUUACAGUUAAAUACUUUCCUGUUAAGACUUUACUGUUGAUAUUUUACAGUUAAAUACUUUACUGUUAAGACUUUACUGUUCAUAUUUUUGUGGAUAUUGCUGUUAAAAAAAUAUGAUAUUGAAAAGUAGACAACAGUAAUAAAAAAUAUGAUAAUAA